Messenger RNA from Benincasa hispida (wax gourd), 2543 nucleotides. RefSeq names its product serine/threonine protein phosphatase 2A 57 kDa regulatory subunit B' kappa isoform-like. Gene Ontology annotation, biological process: signal transduction. The record is from RefSeq and is a predicted model, not a curated record. NCBI's taxonomy places the organism in Eukaryota, Viridiplantae, Streptophyta, Magnoliopsida, Cucurbitales, Cucurbitaceae. Gene Ontology annotation, molecular function: protein phosphatase regulator activity. Gene Ontology annotation, cellular component: protein phosphatase type 2A complex.
UAGUGGUGACUGGCGAACUGGUACCUUCAAUAUAUAUUUUUUCUUUUUUUCUUUUUCUUGGUCGAGGAAAAGGCAGAAAAUGCCAUACAAGUUAUUCUCUUGAUUCGAGGAGAGCUGUGUUCUUGCGACCAUUUUCAUGGAGUUUCAUUUCCCAGUUGAAAAAGGAGAGAGAGAUCAGAUUCAGAUCGAUACUUAUCAACACAAGUUUCUUCUGAAUUCACAUCCAUGGCUGACUCUGAUCUUCUCUUCAACUUCUUACUUUCUCACUCAAUAUCACGCCUCUUCUUUUUUUUCUUUCUAGGUUUUUGAACUUCAAGGUUCAAUUAUUUCUUUCUUUCCCUCUCUUCUUCCUCGCAUUCUCUUCUACUGGAGCUCACUUCAUAUUCCAGGCUCAUACUUAUGGUUUAAAGAGUUAUAUCUGAAUUCCUUGAAUGCUACAUGCUGAAUAGUCGUUUCUGAGAAUGAAGUUGUGCAUGCAGAUACACCAGAAAGUUUGCUGAAGAGUAAUUUCCGAUAUCUUGCGGAAGCUAGGAAAGAUUUUUAGGCAGAAAAUAAAUCUUUGACAUACCAUGUUCUGAAUUUAUCCAGCCACCUUGAUUUAGAGUGCUCAUCUUCCAGAUCGUAAAGCAUCUCACCAUGCUUAAGCAAAUACUAAGCAAACUUCCUCGGAAGUUGCAGAAGUCGGAGACGGUGGAUUCUGCAACAAAUGAUUCUAGCAACAAUACUUCUCGUCUGGGACAUGUAUUCCAGUGUACAAAUGUAGGGAGUGCCUUCUCGAGUAAAUUAAAUGUCGUGAAACGUGUUUCUUCAGCAGUUUUCCCUGCAAGCAUUGCAGCGGAAGCAGUGGAUCCUCACUUGUCAUUCAAAGAUGUUCCAAAUCCACAGAAGCAAAACCUGUUUGUCAGCAAAUUGAACUAUUGCUGUGAGGUUUUUGAUCUGAACGAUGUGGAGAAGCAGGAUCUUAAACGUCAAAUGUUGAUAGAUGUUGUUGAUUUUGUUACAUCUGGAUCUGCAAAGUUCACUGAGACAGCAAUUUCAUCAAUAUGUAAGUUGUGUGCUGCUAAUCUUUUUCGCGUGUUCCCGCCCAAAUCUCGUUCAACUUCAACUGGUGGAGAAACGGAGGAUGAAGAACCAAUAUUUGACCCGGCUUGGUCUCAUUUGCAAAAUGUUUAUGAUCUACUGCUUCAUUUUGUCAGUAGCACUUCUCUAGAUGCAAAAGUGGCCAAAAAAUAUCUUGAUCAUUCUUUUAUCCUGAGAUUGCUUGAUCUCUUUGAUUCUGAUGACCCAAGAGAAAGAGAUUGCUUGAAAACAAUCCUUCACCGUGUCUAUGGAAAGUUCAUGAUACACAGGCCUUUCAUCAGGAAGGCUAUUAGCAAUGUCAUGUAUCGUUUUGUUUUCGAGACAGAGCGGCACAAUGGAAUUGCAGAACUGUUGGAGAUUUUUGGUAGUGUGAUUACCGGGUUCGCAUUGCCAUUGAAGGAGGAACACAAGACAUUCUUAUGGAGGGUGCUAAUUCCUCUUCACAAACCAAAGUCGGUCGGAAUUUAUCAUCAACAAUUAACAUAUUGUAUUGUACAGUUUAUAGAUAAGGAUCCAAAGUUGGCCAGCACGGUUAUUAAGGGACUUUUAAGAUAUUGGCCUUUAACAAAUAGCCAGAAAGAGCUGAUGUUUUUAAGUGAAACAGAAGAGAUAUUAGAAAUGAUCAGCAUGGUUGAGUUCCAGAAGAUCAUGGUCCCUCUCUUUCGGCGAAUCGGAUAUUGCUUGAAUAGCUCUCAUUACCAGGUGGCAGAAAAAGCUCACUUGCUUUGGAACAACGAACACAUCAUCAAUCUUAUAGCUCAAAACCGGCAAACGAUCAUUCCGAUUAUCAUCCCAGCACUCGAACGAAAUACACAAAAGCAUUGGAACAACUCUGUACUAAAUCUAACUUUAAAUGUGAAGAAGCUGGUUCAUGAGAUGGACGAGGAACUCGUGGUUGCUUGCCAGCUUGACUUGAAGGAGGAACAAUCGAAGUCAAUUGCAGCGGCAGAGAAGAGGAGAUUGACAUGGGAGCGGCUUGAGAAUGCUGCAACUCCACAACCUAUUUCUCCUAACAUUUCAUUUCUGGUAGAACCCGCAACAUGUGCAGUUGCUGGCUAGCCACUUAGAAUUGGAAGAUCAAGUCAACAAAAUGAUGGUAGCAUUACUUGCAGUAUAUCGGAAUCAUCUAGUUCUUUGAUUCAACCAAGUUUUCGAUUCCACUGCAAAAAGUGUCUCGCUCGCCGAGAUGCGACGAACAAGUUAUGGAUGAAGGAUCUGAUCAGAUCCAGCUGAAACUUUCUGUACAGGUGUGUGGGUAAAAGCAGCCUGUUUGGUUGUUGCCAUAGAUUUGAGGAAAUCUGUAUCCUUUUAUCAAACAGUGUGUUUCUUCACUGUUUUUUCCAUAUCUCAUUCAUGAUGGGAUUUUGUGCUUUUGAGUUCCAUUGGCACCAUAUUUUGAAGCCUUCAGCUUUUAGCUUGUUUGUUCUUCUGAAAAUUAAAUUUCUUCCCUUUCUCCUCUUAAA